Numida meleagris (helmeted guineafowl) is the source of this 1872-nucleotide messenger RNA. It is a transcript of the gene UNG, whose product is annotated as uracil DNA glycosylase. The transcript has 7 exons. Gene Ontology annotation, molecular function: uracil DNA N-glycosylase activity. The record is from RefSeq and is a predicted model, not a curated record. Gene Ontology annotation, cellular component: nucleus; mitochondrion. Bases 89 to 982 code for a protein of 297 amino acids. Lineage: Eukaryota; Metazoa; Chordata; Aves; Galliformes; Numididae. Gene Ontology annotation, biological process: base-excision repair; base-excision repair, AP site formation via deaminated base removal.
AAUCGUAGCCCCGCCCCCUCGACCACGGUUUCGCGCCGGUCCCUCCGCUGCCCCUCGCUGCUGCCUUCCCUCCAGCCCUGCCGCAGCUAUGAUCGGGCAGAAGACACUGCACUGCUUCUUCAACACUGCACCGCCGAGGAAACGCAGCCGCUCCCCAGAGCCUGCUGGUGGCGCUGAGGAUGAUGCCGCCAAGAGGCCGAAAACCUCGGUCCAUGAACCAGGCAGGGCCUCCGCGCUGAGCCCUGAGCAGCUGGAGCGGAUGCGCAGGAACAAAGAGGUGGCACUGCGGCGGCUGAACGAGCGCAGCGUUCCUCCGGGCUUCGGGGAGAGCUGGCGGCGGCAGCUGGCGGCGGAGUUCACCAAGCCCUACUUCGUGGAGCUGAUGGCAUUUGUGGCCGAGGAGAGGAAGAAGUACACGGUGUACCCGCCCCCGGAGCAGGUCUUCACCUGGACACAGAUGUGCGACAUCAGGGAUGUAAAAGUUGUAAUUUUGGGACAAGAUCCUUAUCAUGGACCUAAUCAAGCUCAUGGGCUCUGUUUCAGUGUCCAGAAACCUGUUCCACCUCCCCCCAGUUUGGAAAAUAUUUACAAAGAACUGUCCACUGAUAUUGAAGACUUCACCCAUCCUGGGCAUGGUGAUCUGACUGGCUGGGCCAAGCAGGGUGUGCUCCUGCUCAAUGCCGUCCUCACGGUGCGAGCCCACCAGGCCACGUCCCACAAGGAGAAGGGCUGGGAGCAGUUCACAGAUGUGGUGGUCUCCUGGCUGAACAAGAACCUGCACGGCGUUGUCUUCAUGCUGUGGGGAGCUUAUGCCCAGAGGAAGGGCAGCUCUAUUGACAGGAAACGCCACCACGUCCUGCAGACGGUUCACCCUUCGCCUCUGUCUGUGAACAGGGGGUUUUUUGGCUGUCGGCAUUUCUCCAAGACAAAUGAGCUGCUAAAGAAAUCCGGCAAGAAGCCCAUUGAUUGGAGAGCGCUCUGAGCAUCAGCUCCGGGGUCUGAUGGGUGCAAACAGCCCCUGCUUGGAAGGGCUGUCUGGUUUCUGAGAAACUUCUGCUGACCCUGGGGGUUGUCCUCUGGAUGUCGAUCAAGGAACAAAAAGCCUAACUCUACGAGUUUGCCUUUUUUUUUCAGAGCAAAUUAGACUACUUGUCUGCUUUUUUUUGAACGGAUCUCAGCCUGGCUUGAGGUGAAGGAAAGCAGUUUCAUGUUAAUUUGCUUGUUUUUUAUGCUGGGAACGUUUUCUGAGGGCCUUGUGAAGGGGUGUGACAUUUCGUAGGUGAAGCUGCUCAGCUGUUGUACAUAAGCCUGCCUUGCUUCUCCCUUCUCUGCAUCCUGCUGUGUAAAUCCCCCUUUCUUAGUGGGGUGAGUGGAUCUGGAGCCACUGGUCCCCGUUGGUGCAUUGCCUUUAAGUCAGUGUUGGCUCCAUCAGGGGCUUUACCUGCUGUGUCACUGAGGUUUCAGGGUUAACAGAUGAGCUCUGCAGUACUGAGGGAGGUCCCUGCAGAUCUCCCUGCCACUUCCAGCAGACAUACCUUGUCCAUCAAGCUGCCGAGUGAAGAACUGAAGGUUUCAGAAUGUUAAAUUUUAAAUCUUAAUACAGAGAUACUUCCUUCAUAGGAGCAGAAAGAUUUCUGGCCACCAGAGCACGUAACUGUUGGCUCUUCCUGGCUGAAUGUGAGAGGUCUGGGUGUCCAGUCCAGCUUUGGUUUCAUGCUUUCUUUUAACGAAAGUGCCUUGUUCAAAAGUUGUUACGUUUUUAAAACCUAGUUGUAUUUGUUCCAGGGGGUGACACUAGUUGGGUGGAGCUUCCUUCACGUCUCUUUGGGUUUGGUGUGGUGGUUGUUUUUUUAAUAAAAAUCCUUUUCUUGA